AUGGCUUCAAACGAGAACAAUACCCAGGCUACUGGCAUUGCCGAUGGCCUUGCGCCAUCCCACACCUAUGUGCCCAAUGAGGGCUACGUGAACCCCAAUAAUGCAGACUCCGCUGCAGCGGGGCAAGAUCUGCCCGAUGAGCAGGACGAUGAAUACGACGAGGACUAUGAGGAUAUUUUCGAGGAGGAAUUGGAUCGCGAGGAUAUUCUCUCUUCCGAUAACUCCGAUCUGACCAAGGCCUACAACCGGCAGCGCAAAAUCAACGAUCUUGCUGCCGACUCGAAUGUCCCGAAAUGGACCUAUCCCAAGACGAACACCCAGAAGCCUACCGUCAACACCUCUGCCUCCAUCGAUGACCAGGUCAAGUCGCUUACUCGCCACGCUGGCAAGAUCAAGCUCGACGAUCAACAGGCUGGUAUCUCAGGCAAGGCUGAAAAGGGUGGAGAUAAGGCUGACCGAGCCACCUCGGAACAAGUGUUGGAUCCCCGUACACGAAUGCUCUUGCUGCAGAUGAUAAACCGUGGUCUUGUCUCCGAAAUUCACGGAUGUCUGUCUACCGGAAAGGAAGCCAACGUCUACCACGCCAUGUCCUUCCCCCAGGAAGAUGAAGAUGCUACCCCGCUACACCGCGCCAUCAAGGUCUACAAGACAAGUAUCUUGGUCUUCAAGGACCGUGAUAAGUACGUUACUGGCGAGUUCCGAUUCCGUCAGGGAUACAACAAGAGCAACAACCGCGCUAUGGUCAAGCUCUGGGCCGAAAAGGAAAUGCGUAACUUGCGCAGAAUCUACGCUACCGGUAUCCCUUGUCCCGAGCCUAUUUACCUUCGUCUCCACGUCCUCGUGAUGGGUUUCAUUGGUAGUUCCAAGGGUCUGGGCGCACCCCGCCUGAAGGACGUGGACUUUAACAUCCCCGAGCCCGAGACUCGCUGGCGCGCAUUGUACAUGGAAUUAUUGGGUUACAUGCGUGUUAUGUACCAGACCUGUCGUCUUGUCCAUGCCGAUCUGAGUGAGUACAACAUCCUCUACCACAAAGAGCGUCUCUACAUCAUCGAUGUCAGUCAGAGUGUUGAGCACGACCACCCUCGCAGUCUGGAAUUCCUGCGUAUGGAUAUCAAGAACGUCAGCGACUUCUUCCGCCGGAAGAAUGUUCUCACAUUGCCUGAGCGUACUGUCUUCCAGUUCAUAAUUUCCCCCGAUGGCCCGUCUGAGAUCGCCGGUGGAGCCGAAGAAAUGAACGCUGCCAUUGAGAAGCUUCUCGUUGCCCGUGAGGAGGGUGACGAGGAACAGCAGGAGGCCGAGGAUGUUGACACUGCUGUCUUCCGUCAACAAUACAUUCCCCAGACACUAGAGCAGGUGUACGAUGUCGAGCGUGAUGCCGAGCGCAUCCGUGAUGGUCAAGGUGCCGAUCUUAUCUACGGUGACCUCUUGGCCGGUGGCAAGAAGAAGACUGAGGUCGAAGAAGACGCCGCCUCUGAUGCCAGUGGUGGUGUCUCCGUCUCAGGAUCCGACUCAGAUGACGACGACAGUGAUCCCUUCGCCAAGAAGGCGCCUCGGGGUAAGCGUUUCGAAGACAAAGAUUCCAAGCGCGACCACAAGGCAAAGGUCAAGGAGGAGAAGCGUGAGCAGCGAGCGAAUAAGAUGCCCAAGCAUAUGAAGAAGCGUCUUGUCUCCUCUUCCUCCCGGAAGAAGAAAUAA
This is a messenger RNA of Penicillium antarcticum, 1695 nucleotides long. RefSeq names its product serine/threonine-protein kinase RIO1. The coding region runs from base 1 to 1695 and encodes 564 amino acids. Gene Ontology annotation, cellular component: preribosome, small subunit precursor; cytosol. NCBI's taxonomy places the organism in Eukaryota, Fungi, Ascomycota, Eurotiomycetes, Eurotiales, Aspergillaceae. Gene Ontology annotation, biological process: maturation of SSU-rRNA. Gene Ontology annotation, molecular function: protein serine/threonine kinase activity; ATP binding. The record is from RefSeq and is a predicted model, not a curated record. The transcript has a single exon.